This is a messenger RNA of Brassica oleracea var. oleracea, 2300 nucleotides long. RefSeq names its product phosphoinositide phosphatase SAC5-like. Gene Ontology annotation, molecular function: phosphatidylinositol-3,5-bisphosphate 5-phosphatase activity. The record is from RefSeq and is a predicted model, not a curated record. Gene Ontology annotation, cellular component: intracellular membrane-bounded organelle. The coding region runs from base 1217 to 2032 and encodes 271 amino acids. The transcript has 7 exons. NCBI's taxonomy places the organism in Eukaryota, Viridiplantae, Streptophyta, Magnoliopsida, Brassicales, Brassicaceae. Gene Ontology annotation, biological process: phosphatidylinositol dephosphorylation.
UUUGUAUCUGACUAAAGGGGGGGGAUCUGCCAUUGAAGACACAGACAAUGAAAUCCUUGUGUAAAUCAGCUCCCUUUUGGAAGACAGUAUCCGGAAUCAUGACAGUUGGUCUUCCCGACGCGGAAAUGGUGGCUGGUGCUAUUCUUUUUAGGGUUUUAUCUUCAAAUCUGCGAAUUUUUUCCACAAGAGUAGGGUUGGGAGGAAGGGGCGGAGGUUUAACAGAGGUUUGAGGGCGAUCAAAGGCAAGAGGAGGGGGGCAGUGGUUUUUUUCAGGAUGCAAAGGAGCAGCAUCAGAACAGACACUAGCAACAGUUGGGGUUAAGGAGGAUGCUUUAUUUGUUUGGAUAGGGGAGGUAGACUUUGGCGGCAAGACAGUAAAGGUUUCAGAUGAGGUAUUACUCAGAUCUGUAGAGCUAGCUACAGUAGUUGUUGUUUGGGGCUGAAGAGCUAUUGUGUUAUCAACAGUUGUUUCAGAUCUGGUUUGUGGAUCUACAAUAGAUGCAUUUUCCAAGACCAUUUCAGUAUCGACAUUGCAGGGAGCAAUAUCAGUGGUAGAAAGACCAGCAGAUAUCUGUUGGACAGUUGGGGUGGAAAGGAGAGGAGCAACAGUUGAGAAAGCUAUUGCUCUGGAACGGCGGGAAGGGAUGGUUGGGGAGAGAAGAGGAUACUGAGCUAAGGAAAGAUGGAAGAGAGGAUCAGGUGGGUCUGGGGGGAUGAGGUUUCUUUUAUCACCGAUGGUACAAGACGACGGAGGCGAGGCGGAGGAGCGGCUACCUGUAGCCCACGGGUUUGACAUUGGAAACUGAGCCAGAGAGAUUUUGACUUUUUGGUCUGUGAAACUUUCUCAAAUUUUUCCCUUUUUCCUUCAAUAUUCCAGUGGAGCUGAUGCUGCAUUCGAGUACUUGUGUGCCUAUGCGAAGAGAGCAUUGGGAUUAAUUAACUUAUUUUUCUGUGAAGCUCCUUCAGGUAUAGGAGCUGAAAGCAUACUUAACGACUCAUUUUUUAAUAACCCUAUUCCGAAUCAAGAUGAAGAAGCAAUUAGCGCAGAAAAAGAAGCUUUGAAGGCAGAUAUCUUUAAGCUUCAAAAAGGGGUCUUAAGGUCAAACUGCUUGCUCAGUAUGCCAACGGAUUGGUAGUUCUUGAUCAUCAGCUGCAUCUAUUGGGUAUUAGAGGACCUCCUGUUGUCGAUACGAACAAUCCAUUGGCAGAGAAAUUGAUGGAAGCUUAUGAAAAAAUGGGUCAUGUAAUUGCAAUGCAGUAUGCUGGCUCGGACGCACAUACCAAGAUGUUCAGUGAUUUGAGAGGUGAUUGGAACAUGAUGAUGAAGCACCGUGAUAUGCUAACAGCUGUGCAUCGCUACUACAACAACGCUUAUCAAGACAGCGAAAAGCAGGACGCCAUCAAUGUGUUCUUGGGGAAAUUCAAGCCUCAGUUAGGGAGGCCAGCCCUGUUGGAGUUGCGUUCUGACCAGCGCAACACUAAAAGUAGUAAUCCUAACUUGGAGAUCGAAAACCUGAGGUCAAAACUUACGAGAUCCUUUUCCGAUAACCUCCUCUUGGAGGAUUUGGAUUCAAAGAAGCUAGUACUCGAAAAUCCCCAGCCUUCACGUGAAGGGUUAAACGGUGGCUGGGAAACCACUUCAGAAUUUGGAUUCUAUGAAGAAGAUUCAUCUUCUCCAAGCGUCCACUCUGCUAUUCGCGAUGAAGAUCAUUUUAGAGGAACAGAGUCAAGACAAAUGUAUCCAGGCAGUAGCUCUACGUCUGAUUCUCGCUGGCUUGAUGAUGUACCUGGUUUUUCACACUCAUACAGUGCUAAAUUCACUACGGCAGAGGAAAUGUUUGAACGUAGGAGCUCCAUGUCGUCAGAUAACAUGUUCAGCGACAUGUACAAAUCCUUCACUUCUACAACUGGCACGGAUCAUCCUUCAGAUCCGGAUCAACCAGCAGAUGGAAUUGUUUUAGUCCCUGGCUUCUCAAUUUAUUUCAUUCAGUGGGUGGAACACGGAAGAGCAUUGGAAAGGGUGCGGAGAUGAAACUGUGCUAUGCACCUGAAGGUAGUGCUGGUUACUUGACACGUACGGCAGGGUUGGACAGACAUAAUAACAGGAAGCAUACAAUACCAGACGCAUCUUUGUAAAUACCAGACUCAGCUUUGUAAACGUCCUCGAUUGUUUGCUGUUUCUCCUUUUCCUACCAAAUUUGAUUUCUAUCUUUGAUUUAUGUCUCUUCGCUAUAUAGAGAGGGUGUGGUUUGUUUAAUUUUGUAGUCAUUUAUUGCGGCACAAUGCUAAAUUUUGUAGAU